Molecule: messenger RNA, 2189 nt
Organism: Morone saxatilis (striped sea-bass)
Lineage: Eukaryota; Metazoa; Chordata; Actinopteri; Moronidae
Product: voltage-dependent calcium channel subunit alpha-2/delta-4-like
Exons: 16
Coding region: 537-2189 (550 amino acids)
Cellular component (GO): voltage-gated calcium channel complex
Molecular function (GO): voltage-gated calcium channel activity
Source: RefSeq, a predicted model, not a curated record
GUGACAGUGGAGGCGAGCGGCUGCAAAAUCUGCAGACUGCCGGCUUUCUGUCUUCCUAAAUAAACGCAAGGUGGAGAAAUUAACCCACUUAUUAGUCCUGGUUUCAAGGAGGAGCAACCUGGAAGAACCUGGAAAACCCUGGAAGAACCUGGAGGAAACGUAUAGAGUCUCUGAGAAGAACUAGUUUUCAUCUUUAACCUCAAGAAGUUUCUUUCCUCUUCUUGCACCAAAACUAGAUUUCACCUCUCCGUCGGUUUGUCCUGGAGGACGUUAAAGCCAUCAAACAUCAUCUGGAAGUUUCUUCAAACAGGAUGAGAAGCUAAACCAGGAAGCAGCGAGAAGAUGCCGGCAGCAGGACGAGUUUACCUGGACGUGUCGGAGAGCAUUCGGGGUCGUUGUCCGCUCGCCGUCUCCCCCUCGCUUUAGCCAACAUGAGGAAGCCGUUUCCCACAGACUCUUUAUGAUCCUGUUGAACUUUCAGAGCCGAUACCAGUUCACAAAAAUAACUGCCGCCAAAAUUUUUAGUUGAACGCAGGAUGGAGGGCAGGAUGCCGGGAAUGAGGAAGCUCCUGGGGAUUCUGGGAUUUUUCUGCCUGUGGAUUACAGCUCAGGCUCAGAUGAAGAUCCCACCGGAGACGGUGCAGCAGUGGGCGUCUGUGUUCUCUGUUCAGCUCCGAGAAUCCACAACCAAAUACUCCGGCUCUCUGCUGCUGCAGAAGAAACUGAAGGACGUGGAGUCCAUCAUUAAGAUCGUGGAGUUGAACGGAAACGACUUGGUGAAGGAUUACUCAGAUGAGAUCGAACGGAUGUUGGGAAGCAAGAUGAAGUCAGUGAAGAGGUUAGCGGAGUCUGCAGAGGACGCCGAUCUGUACCACGAGUUCAACGCUACAUUAAUGUUCGACUACUACAACUCCAUGCUGAUCAACACGGUGGACGAGGACGGGAACAACGUGGAGCUGGGCGGAGAGUUUCCUCUGGAGGAGAACGAACACUUCAACAACAUGCUAGUGAACACGCUGCAGAGCGACAUCCAGAUUCCUACCAACGUCUACAACAAAGAUCCCAACAUCCUCAACGCCAUCUACAACUCGGAGGCGUUAAACGACGUCUUCAUCCUUAACUUCCAGAAGGACCCGACGCUCACCUGGCAGUACUUCGGCAGCUCCACCGGGUUCUUCAGAAUCUACCCCGGUAUUAAAUGGACUCCAGACUCCAACGGUGUGGCAGCUUUUGACUGCAGGAACAGAAACUGGUACAUCCAGGCAGCCACAUCUCCCAAAGACAUCAUCAUCAUGGUGGACAUCAGCGGCAGCAUGAAGGGGCUGAAGAUGACCAUCGCCAAACACACCAUCAACACCAUCCUGGACACGCUGGGAGAGAACGACUUCGUCAACGUCAUCGCUUACACGGACUACGUUCGGUACGUGGAGCCGUGCUUCAAAGGAACUCUGGUCCAGGCCGACUUGGACAACAGAGAGCACUUUAAGAUGCUGGUGGAGGAGCUGCACGUUAAAGGAGAAGCGAAGAUCAAAAACGCCAUGAAGGAAUCCUUCAAAAUCCUCAACGAGGCGAGGGUGAACGGUCAGGGCAGCAUGUGUAACCAGGCCAUCAUGCUGAUCACAGACGGAGCCAUGGAGGACUUUGAGUCUGUGUUUGAGGAGUUCAACUGGCCUGAUCGCAGGGUGCGAGUCUUCACCUACCUGAUCGGCAGAGAGAUGACCUUCGCUCAAAACACCAAGUGGAUCGCCUGCAACAACAAAGGUUACUACACACACAUCUCCACGCUGGCCGACGUGCAGGAGAAUGUCAUGGAGUACCUGCACGUGCUCAGUCGACCGAUGGUCAUCAACCACGACCACGACAUCAUUUGGACGGAAGCCUACAUGGACACUGUGCUCUUCACCACCAAAGCUCAGAGUCUGCUGCUCAUGACCUCGGUGGCCAUGCCGGUCUUCAGCAAGAAGAAAGAGACGCUGUCCCACGGGAUCCUGCUGGGCGUGGUCGGCUCCGACGUCCCGCUGUCGGAGGUGAUGAAGCUGGCUCCCAGAUACAUGCUGGGAGCUCACGGCUACGCCUUCCUCAUCACCAACAACGGCUACAUCCUGGCUCACCCUGACCUUCGACCUCUGGUGAGUCCUGUUUCACGACUGCAGAAGACAAAUUUAACUGAAGAGCCGCAGCGGCUCUGA